Messenger RNA from Gastrolobium bilobum, 1392 nucleotides. Its product is annotated as anthocyanin 5-aromatic acyltransferase-like. The coding region runs from base 1 to 1392 and encodes 463 amino acids. The transcript has a single exon. The record is from RefSeq and is a predicted model, not a curated record. Lineage: Eukaryota; Viridiplantae; Streptophyta; Magnoliopsida; Fabales; Fabaceae.
AUGUCUACACCUUUUGUAGUGAAGGUUCUUGAGCAAUACAGAGUCACUCCGCCACCCAAUAAAACCCCAACAACCUCUAUCCUCCCAUUAACCUUCUUUGACCUUCCUUGGCUUUUCUUCUCCCCAAGCCAGCCUCUGUUUUUCUAUGAAUUCCCUCAUCCAAUUUCUCACUUUAAAAGUACGACCCUUCCAAAACUGAAGCAAUCUCUCUCCCUUACACUUCAACAUUACUAUCCUUUUGCCGGUAGCUUUGUGUCCUCACCUAAUCUUGCCAAACCCCAACUCAUUUUCACUGAUAACAAGUCAGUUUCAUUAACAAUCACUGAGUCAAAUGGCGACUUUAAGCACUUGUGCAGCAAUCAACCAAGAGAUGUUAUCGACUUUCACCCACUUGUACCGAAAUUGGCAUCAAGUUUUUCAUAUGAAGGGAAAGAGUUUCCUUUGCUAGCUAUUCAAAUAACGAUAUUCCCAAAUGUAGGCAUAUGCAUUGGCCUUGCUUUUCACAAUGUUGUUGCUGAUGGGAGAACCUUCCACAAUUUCUUCAAGACAUGGGCUUCAUAUUGUAGAUUUGGAGGUUCACCAUUACCGCUAAAGUCACUACCGUUGUUUGAUCGAAGUGUAAUAAUUGAUCCUAAAGGCCUUCAGGAGGUUUUCUUGAAAGAAUGGAGAAAUAGAAGACUAGUGCAGAACAUUGUCAUAGGUAGAGAAGCCAAAGUAGAUCUCUCAAGCAUGGUUCGAGCCACUUUCUUAAUGGGUACAACAGAAAUGGAUAAAAUCAAGUGUUUGAUUAUUGAUUGCUGUAAAGAAAAGAAUCAUUCUCAGCCUGUGCAUUUAUCUACUUAUGUAUUAACUUGUGCUUUUCUAUGGGUUUGUUUGCUCAAAACCGAACAGAGUGUGAAUGAGAAAAUGGGGCUUGAAGAUCCCACAUACUUUGGAUUCAUUGCUGGUGGUAUAACCAGGUUGGACUAUCCAGUGCCUAUGACAUAUUUGGGUAAUUGUGUUGGCUUCGGUAGGGCAUGUGUGAGAAGAAACGAAUUACUUGGAGAAGACGGGAUUGUGGUUGCAGCCAAAGCAAUUGGAAGCACAGUUAAAAGGCUUGAUGCAUCAAUUUUUGCGGGAGCAGAAACAUGGAUUCUGGACUGGGACGUGUUCCAUGGGUCAGAGCACCAUGUGCAUAUUACCUGGUCUCCAAAAUUGAAGCUUUACGAAUCGGAUUUUGGGUGGGGAAAACCCAAGAAAAUAGAGGAGAUCUCAAUUGAUUCUACGAGAGCUGUUUCACUUGUACAGAGCAGAUAUAUUGAGGGUGGAAUUGAGAUAGGCUUAGCUUUGCCUAAGAAUAAAAUGGAUACUUUCUCCAUUUUGUUCACCAAAGGACUUAACGCUCUUCCAUGA